Molecule: messenger RNA, 1852 nt
Organism: Trematomus bernacchii (emerald rockcod)
Lineage: Eukaryota; Metazoa; Chordata; Actinopteri; Perciformes; Nototheniidae
Product: inactive phospholipase D5-like
Exons: 10
Coding region: 41-1753 (570 amino acids)
Molecular function (GO): catalytic activity
Source: RefSeq, a predicted model, not a curated record
UAAUGUGUUUCAGAGUGGACUAGCGACAGAAGGAUGCGCCAUGAAGUCUCAGCAGAAGUGCAUUGUGAUCUUUGCUUUGGUCUGCUGCUUCGCCGUGCUGGUGGCACUGAUGUUCUCAGCGGUGGACUUUUGGGGUGAAGAUGAAGACGGGAUCACAGAGGAGAACUGUAGCAGGAACUGCAGAGUGGUGCUUGUGGAGAACAUCCCGGAAGACAUCUCUUUCUUAGACAGUGAUACAUCCCACCUCCCCCUCUCAGAGGGGCUGUACAGCUUACUGGACCGAGCCAUCCGAGUCGUAGAGAUCGUUUCCCCGCUGUGGCUCCUCAACUCCUCCGAUUAUGAAUCCAGCUUCCAGCCUGCUGCCAGACAGGGCAGGGCUCUGCUGUCCAAGCUGCAGGGCCUGAAAGCUCGAGGCAUCCAGCUGAAGAUCUCCAGCGGGAUGAUCGACUCCUCUGAGCUCGAUCUGCUCGCCAAACACUAUGCUGAAGUCCACUAUGUGAACACGACCGCGCUGAUCAGAGGCAGCAUCCUCUCUUCCUUCUGGGUGGUGGACAGGAAGCAUUUCUACAUCGGCAGCUCCAGCAUGGACUGGAGAUCCCUUGCCACAAGGAAGGAGCUGGGGGUGUUGGUGUACGACUGCAGCUGUCUGGCUCUGGACCUCCACCGAGUGUUCAGCCUCUACUGGGGGCUCCAGUACAGAGACUUCGUCCCCUCCUUCUGGUCCAAGCGCCUCUUUGCCCUUUUCAACAGGGACGAACCGCUGGAGCUCACUCUGAACAGUACAAAGGCUCAGGCCUACGUCUCGAGCUCCCCAGAUUUUUUCAAGCCCAAAGAUCGUAGCAGUGAUCUGGAAGCCAUUUCAAGGGUCAUCCAGGAGGCUCGCCAAUUCAUAUAUAUCUCCAUCAUAGAUUACCUGCCCCUCUUGAGCCGCAACACUCAAAGUUACUGGUCUCGUAUCGACGCUCUUAUCCGGGAGGCUCUGAUCCUGAGGAAGGUCCAGGUUCGUCUGCUGAUAAGUUGCUGGGAAAAGACUCAACCACUUAGCUUUAACUUCCUCUGGUCCUUGAGGAGUCUGUGCAUGGACCAGGCCAACUGCUCAAUGGAAGUUAAGUUCUUCAACCCCAGAGUGCAGAGGGAUGGCAGUCUCCAGGGAAUAAACCACAACAGGUUUAUGGUGACAGAUAGAGCCAUUUAUUUAGGUAACCUUGACUGGUUGGGGAAUGAGUUUACCUUUAACACUGGAGUAGGCCUGGUGAUCAGUCAGCCAGAGGGCAUCGAGGAGAGGAACUCUACAGUGGUGGAGCAGCUACGGGCUGCAUUCGAGAGGGACUGGUUUUCACGUUAUACCCACUCACUGCAGGCCAACAAGAUGAACGUCUGCAGCACACAGCAGAUCAACAGGCUCGUGCCGGACAAACUUGGCCACCUGGACAAUGCACCAAUGCCUAUCAGCGUAGACCCGCAUGAUAACGGACCUGCACCAAUUAGACACAAACACCAAGAUGAUGGACAGGCCCAUGUUAAAACAAAGCACCAUGACGACAGACUUAGCAAAAUUGCUCUGCAAGGCAAGGCCGAUGGGCUGGAGCCAAUUAUAGACAGUUACCAAGAGAGGGGACAAGUCAAAAUGAGCCAUGACCUUGACAGCAGACAGGUUCAAAUCAAAGGUAAUCACCAAGACAAUCCAAUGGAUCCGCCCAGUCAGUCAGCUGAGAGCAGCGGCAGCAGAGAGAUCUUAAACGGGUCGCUGUGACCGAGGAGCUUAAUGAGAACUACUCUCUUCCAGGUACAAUGGACUGGAUCUUUGUAGCAAUUUGUUGUUGCCAUUUUGAAAAACGUUGAAGAUAUUUAA